AUGUCUACUGCUACUGAGAGUAAAAAAGAAAUUUUAAAUGAAAUUAAAACAAAUGGUGCAAUUUUGAGAUAUGAUGUUCAUGAUUUGAAAGGUAUGAUAGAAUUGUUUGAUAUUAGAAAAAAAUAUUUUGGUAAAUUCAUUCAACAUCUCUUACUUUUCAUUGCUAUCUCAUUUAAUAGAAAUAAUGCUGAUGGCACUAUGAGAAUGAGGCAAAGAAAACUUGUAUACCACAUCUUGGACAUUUUGAAAGAUGUCUAUAAAGUUAGUUCGAUGAAAGAAAAACUUCUUGAACAUAAAAUUCCUAUAAUAGAUAUUUUGGGAAAGUUUAAUCAACAAGACAAGAUAUUGCAAAUGGAUAAAACUAUUUUACAUUUUGAAAAAAAUAUGAGAGACACUAUCAAUUAUAAUAUUAAAUACAUGGGAUUAAAUGAUGGAUACGAAGAAGCACCUAUGACUAUCGACAAUAUUGGUUCAACUAUUGUUUGCUUGAAAACGAUAAAUCCAAGUAAUCUUGCAUAUGGGAUAUUUAUGCUGUACGAUAAUUCUAAGAAGGUUUUUGGAAAUAUUGAAUAUCCUGAUUGUGAUGUGAUAUUGAAUGUUGUGAUUAAUGGAGAAGAGUAUGCAGAUGAAAAUGGUACUGAAGGAGAAGAUGAUGAUGAAGAAAAUGAGGAAGAAAAUGAUGAAGAAAAUGAUGAAGAAGAUGAAAUAGAAGCUUCAGAGUUUGACUCGUUGAAAUNNNAGUUCAAUAGAAUUACUAAUUCAUUUGAUAAGAGGUCCAUUUUGAGGGAAUCUAUUUCAGAAUCUAGGAUUCCUAAAGCAAAUGUCAGAAAACAACAACUAUCUGAUGAAAUAAGACAUACUCGAGACUUCCUUAAUCAUCGUAUUGGUCAUAUUAAGAAUAUGUCAAACGAUUCAAGAUUGGACUCAAUAGCGAAUGAGAAAAAUAUAGUUCCUACGUUUUUAUUUGUAUCUACAAAUGUAGAUUGGACCAUUUUGAAAGAUAAAAUUAUUCCAAUUGUGUUAGUUGAUUCUACAUUUUUGAGAGGUGAAUUUAAAUAUAUGUAUAACAUUAUUGGUAUGACCACUGAUAAUCGUGUCUUACCUAUAGCUCAUUUAUUUUCUACGGAGUGUGGAGAAUCUUCCAUUGGGGUUAAAAUGUUAAUUAAUUUGACACAUAAAUAUGUAAAUUUAGACUGGACACAAAUGGAAUAUAUGUCAGAUCAAGGCAGGGCAAUGGAAAAAGGUAUAAGAGCUUCCACAGGUCAUUUUCCAUUGACUUGUGGAACAAAUUUGUUGAGAAACAUAAAAAAAUAUACCAAAGGUAAAGUCGUCAACAAAUUUCGUAAGCUGACGUAUACACUAGAUGAAGUUGAGUAUAAUCAGAUAUCUGAAAAACUCUUGUCUUGUUUUUAUACCAAGAAUAGGAAAUUUAGUAAUAAUACCUACAAUAAGAUUAAAACCUAUGCCUGUUUAUUUGCCAGAAGAAAAAGAAAAAAGCCUCAUUUUGAAAUAUUUACUUCCAAUAGUGUUAAAGUUUGGCACUCCAGAAGCAAAACAAUCAAAAAUGGUAACUUUAUGAAUUUAUUUAUAAAUGUUGCCUUCUGUGACGCAAAUUGUUACAAUAGAUUGUUAAAAGAAAAUUCAUUGUCUCACAAUGAAUUAACCAAAUACGGUAUUACAUAUAUCAGUAUGAAUAUUGCAUUAGCAUUACACUUUGAAUAUGCAGCUAGGCUUCCAAAUGGAUCUUAUGCUGUUAAAGUUGUUGGUUUCAAGGAUCAGCUAUCUUUGAAAGAAACAUAUGAGAAAUACUGUAAAGUAUUAUCCAGCUCAAAAACGUAUGCUUCUGUUCGGGACUCUUAUAUUAACAGCUUAGUUCCAAAAGAUUCUAUGUACGCUGAGGUAACGAGAUAUCAGUGUCAAAUCUGUUAUGAAGGUUCUGGGCUUUGUAUCUGUCCUCAUAUGAUAACAAUUUUACUUGCGGAGUGCCGUGAUAUUACGCAUAGAAAGUUGCGCCAAGAACUGACCAAUAUAAAUACCACUAACUUUGCAGCAUAUCUAAUUUCAUAUUUUGGAUUAGAAAGAGUGCUAAAAUCCCUUAAAGUUCAUGAUGUACUUUACAAUGGAUUCCGUCAAAUAGGUUCUGAACAAAUUCAAACUUCAUAUAUUAAUGUGGAGGAUGUAGUUGAAAUACGUAUCUUUGCCGCCGAUGUCACCAAAAUUAUGAAUAUGGAACAAAAUUCAUUCAAUACAUGCUCUAGUGGUCCCUAUGACAUCUUUACGUAUUCUAUUGGUGAAGUGGAAAGGUAUCAUAAUUUUCAUGAUAAUUGA
Molecule: messenger RNA, 2328 nt
Organism: Henningerozyma blattae CBS 6284
Lineage: Eukaryota; Fungi; Ascomycota; Saccharomycetes; Saccharomycetales; Saccharomycetaceae
Exons: 1
Coding region: 1-2328 (775 amino acids)
Source: RefSeq, a predicted model, not a curated record